Gavia stellata (red-throated loon) is the source of this 1029-nucleotide messenger RNA. RefSeq names its product olfactory receptor 5AP2-like. Gene Ontology annotation, cellular component: membrane. The transcript has 2 exons. The record is from RefSeq and is a predicted model, not a curated record. Bases 1 to 1029 code for a protein of 342 amino acids. NCBI's taxonomy places the organism in Eukaryota, Metazoa, Chordata, Aves, Gaviiformes, Gaviidae. Gene Ontology annotation, biological process: G protein-coupled receptor signaling pathway. Gene Ontology annotation, molecular function: olfactory receptor activity; G protein-coupled receptor activity.
AUGGCCAGCUCUGACCAGCUGCUGCUGAAGAGAAAUAAAAGACAAACGACACUGCAAGGCAAAGGGGAAAGGGACAACGGGACAUCAUCCACGGAUUUUGUGCUGCUGGGAAUACGUGAUGUCCCCAUGCUCCAGAACCUGCUCUUCCUCCUCUUGCUUAUGAUCUACUCAGUCACCAUGGUUGGGAACAUCCUCAUCGUUGUGCUGGUGGUGGCUGACCAGCAUCUGCACACCCCCAUGUACUUCUUCCUGGGCAAUCUGUCUUCCUUGGAGACCUGCUACAGCUCCACCAUCCUGCCCCAGCUGCUGGCCAGCUUCCUGACUGGGGACAGCAGCAUCUCUGCUCAGUUCUACUUCUUUGCUUCCUUUGCGACUACUGAGUGUUACCUGCUGACGGCCAUGUCCUACGAUCGGUAUUUGCCCAUAUGCCAGCCCUUGCUCUAUGCAAGCCUCAUGACCUGGAAGGUCUCUCUACACCUGGCAGCUGCAUCUUGGCUGGGGGGUUCACUGCUGCUGGUGGUAGUCACAGUCUUGUUAUCGCAAUUGCAGUUCUGUGGCCCCAAGGCCAUUGACCACUUCUUCUGUGAUUUAACACCAUUGCUGGAGCUUGCCUGCAGCGACAUCAGAGCAAUCACAAUUGUUUCUUUCAUAUUUGGUAUCUUCGAUGUAGUUUUUCCCUUCCUGUUCACACUGGCCUCCUACAUUUGCAUCAUAGCUGCCAUCCUGAGGAUCCCAUCCAGCACUGGCAGGCAGAAGGCCUUCUCCACUUGCUCCUCUCACCUCACUCUUGUCACCAUUUUCUAUGGCACCCUUUUUGUUGUCUAUAUGCUGCCCAGAACAGCCCCCCUGAGACACUUCAACAAAGCUUUCUCCUUUUUCUACACUGUCCUCACACCCCUGGUCAAUCCCUUCAUCUACAGCCUGCGGAACAGGGAGGUCAGGGAGGCCAUCAGGAAGGUGCUCAGGAAAGCCCUGCCUUGCACCCAGAGCUCACGCUACCUUGGUGACACAGGCAAAAGACACUUCUAG